GUUUGAGCUAGUUUUUCUUCCAAUGGAACAUUAACGUCUCGCUACACUGUGUGAGACUGUAGUGGCAAAGCUUUAUCCCGAAUAUACCACUUUAUUUUCUCCUGUCCUGAGUUGCAUUUAGCUCUUUUUUCUUUUUUUACGAACUACCACACAAACCAACCAUGCCUAAGAAGAGCAAAGCCGCUGCUCCAGAAGGUGAACCAGUGGUCAAGAGGAGAUCUCUGAGGAUCAAAAAAACAGGCACAACUCCAAAGCCUGAGCCCAAGCCAAAGAGGGCAGCCGCUAAGCCUAAGAAAGCAGCAAAGGAGGUGGAGAAGGCCAAGCCUGAAGAGAAAGAGCCCGAGGCCCCAGCUGAGAACGGCGAGACCAAAGCUGAGGAUGAGGCACCAGCUACAGACGCAGCUGAUGAAAAAGAAGAGGCGGCAGAAUAACAUCGCUCAAACCACGUCUUUUACCAGUGCUCCCUGUACCUCUUUUCUUGUACAAUUCAGGGGAAUAUUUUUAUCAACUAUUUUCUAAAUACAGGUUUUUUAGUAGUUUGAUUGUAGAGAACACUUUUUUUUAUUGAAAGAAAAAAGUCAAUUUGGAGACGGGAAUUUCAUCACAUCCCACAAUUUUGCAUCGCCAUAAAAAAUUGCGGUCAUUGUUGUUACUGUUGGUGGAUUUCAUUUCAGUUUAAAAUGUGAAGGAGGGGGAGGGUGCGGGGCAGGUUACAGUGACAACAACACUCACGCACGCACGACUUUGAGCUAGGGAAACAACAGGAAGAGAUUUGCCUGCGUGGAUUACAUUCCAUAUGCUUUAUAAGGGACAGUGUAUGUAAUCUGUGCUGGGGUGGGGAUGGACAAAUUCACAGGGCAACUCAUUGUUUUAUUGUUUAUGAUGAAGAACAGUGUUUUAGAAUGUUUGUAAGCUUUGUUCCUCUAUGUUAACUCUUGUACUCAUGCAGUUUUCUUAACAAAUCUGAUCAAUAAAAGCUAAAAUCGCUAGUACUGGAGCUCUCCCUAUCAGACCUGUGCAUCGCGUGUGUUGGUUGUGUCUCUGUUCUGUGAUAGCAUCGCAAUAAAUUUUUGUAUAGCUGCUGUGAAAAGGGUUUUCAAUCUUUCUAUAUGCAGUGUGUCAUGGUACAUUGUUAAGGAUGGUAAAAAUGGAAUUUGUUUUCUUAGCCAAGCUAACACGGUGUGUAAAAGAAAACAUCUGUUGAGAGCGGCUUCAUAAAGGCCCGCGGUUAAACUGUACAUUCAUUUGAGAUGUCAAAUGCCUACCAGCAGUAGCAAUAUUCAUGUGAGUUUAGGUAUCUGUAUCGAGUUAAAGUGUGCAGUUAAUUUUCAUUUGUUUAUAGGUGUAACUGUGUGAUGAUUGUUAUCAACAAAACAAUAAAACUCAGUUGGUA
Messenger RNA from Cheilinus undulatus (humphead wrasse), 1393 nucleotides. It is a transcript of the gene hmgn1b, whose product is annotated as non-histone chromosomal protein HMG-like. Lineage: Eukaryota; Metazoa; Chordata; Actinopteri; Labriformes; Labridae. The transcript is spliced from 6 exons. The record is from RefSeq and is a predicted model, not a curated record. Gene Ontology annotation, cellular component: nucleus; chromatin. Bases 162 to 431 code for a protein of 89 amino acids. Gene Ontology annotation, molecular function: nucleosomal DNA binding.